AUGGACGUCGACGAAGCUAAUUGGGUACAAAAAGCUCACGAGAACAUAGACAAAUAUCUCCAUAGAGGCGGUGGCUCAAACGGAAAUGAGCCUCAGCUGCUCGAAGGAACAAAUCUGCAAAAUACAAUAGGUAUAGCAAUGGGGUUACCCCUUCUUAAUCCAGCAGUAUGGAGUCACGAUGAAAUCGAACAAGCUAGUAGAGGAGAGUUGGUUUUCUUUGACGGUAAAUCAUUAGAAGCUAUUAAUGUAAUAGUCAAUGGUAUUCGAGAAUGUUGUAAUGGAGACGGUAAAAUGUAUGUUACUGUCAUUCCAAUUGAGCUUUAUUACAAGAAUAAGCUAUACGAAGUUCCAGUAUUUAAAGUUCAGCGAUAUCACCAUUCAGAAAUUUACUAUGUGGAUAAUAUAGGACGGUACUACAACAGUUUUGGUGAUUGGAGAGAUAACAAUAAGUUGCCACCUUGUAAAAUGGUUUUUCCCCAGAAUCUUGAAUUGAAGUCUGAUGGACAAGGGGACGCCAUUGUUACACCUCCGUAUCAUACACCUGCCGACGAAACAAGUACGAAGGUUUUGGCUGAUGUUGAUAUUGCUGCUGGCGUCGUUGGUAUUGGCUCAGCUAUUGCAUUGAUGGUGGUAUCUGGUCCAUUCGCUCCCUUUAUUGCAGCAGCGGGUAUAGCCACUGCCAUUUGGGGAACCGGUAGAGCUGUAAAAGAGUUAGUUGACAGGGGUGAACACGGACAGUCCAUAGAUCCAUUCACAGAUUCAACCGCAAGAUUGCUAUGGUUAGGUAUCGCCGCGUCCGUGGCCGGUUUUGGUGCAAUGGGUGCGACCAUGAGACUUUCCGCUGUCGCUGCACGUGGUAUACAAAUCUCGACCGCCCUUAAAAUAUUGACUAAUGUUGUUAAUGCUACAAGUGUGGCGCUUAAUUCAGCCGCUAUUAUAAAUAACACAAUAUACUUAAUUGGGCACUUGAAAAACAUGUCUAUAGGAGAAAUUUUACUUAACGUUGCUUUAAUCGCUUUUUGGACGAAAGGUACAUUUGCAUUUAAGAGGUCCAGUGUUAUUAUAAAGGAAGUACAAGACCAGGCCUUCACCCACAUAAGCGAGGAAUUGCCUCCAGGCUCCAGAAGUGAUUUUGCCGAAUUAAGAAGUAGAGUUCAGACUAUGUUGAAUAUAGAUGAAAUAGAACUUCUUCAAUUGUUUAAUUCUGCUGCUAAGUCGGGUAUAUCGAUACGUGAAUGUGCAGAGUUCCUCAUAAACGGGAUGCGUUAUUACGAUGUCAUUGAGACCCUAAGUCCAGAACAAAUUGAAACUCUUUCAAGCUUACGUAACUUUGUAAAGGACGAUAUCAAAAUUCUAACAGGCCUUGAAAGAGUUUCUUCAACAACGGGAGCUGACCGGGAAGAAACAUUCAAACUAGUUUUAUCUAUGUGGGAGACAUAUUCUAAAAGUAAUAGAGCCAACGUUGACGAUGUUCAUUUUAUACCUGGACAUCUAGUUAUUGGACAUGCUCCACCUAUAGAAAUAACAACAAUACCGAAGUUGUCACCACCUCUAAUGCGAUUUGUUGGAGAACAUUUGAGUAAAAUAGAUACGGAUGCAAUUCACGAAUGGUCAAUUACAGAUUUAGUAAAACUUCAAGAUCGAGGCUUAUUUACGGAAUGCCCGGUUACUGGAAUAGGUAGAGGCUUCGCCACAGUCACAUUAAACGAUCAAUUGAAGAUCAGCGUAAGAAAAUUACAGACAUUGUCUGACGAAGAUUGUUCGACUAUGUUGAAGAUGGUUUCUGAACUAAGAGCAGAGAAUAUAACUGCGAGCUCUAAAAUUCCCAGUAACGUUAUAAAGUUUUGUGUCACCAAAAACAGACUACGCUUUGAAAUUCAGAGAAAAGAAAGCGUAGAAUGGGCUGCGAAAUCAGUAGCACGAUAUGAGAACCUGCUCAACAUUGUUAAGUCCGAUUUGCUUUCUCACGAACAAGAUAGACUCUACACAUUCAGAACAGAAGCGAGCAUGAAUAAAGCAGAUGUGGUAAUAAAAAAAUCUAAAUACCAACCAGCUUACAUGGAUAACAUGAUGGCUUUCGUUUCUGAAAUGGAGCCGAGAAACGUGAGUGAAAUGGUCGCUUACAGUGAAUUUGUUAUGAGUUACGUAGUGGAAACUGCUGCACAAAUUGAAAAAGGAAUUCAGGAGGGAACAAUCACAUACCCUACUGAUGGAAAAAAGAGUGAUUGGAUACGUUUUAAAGCUAAAGAAACAGUGUUCGAAAAUACGGGGCCAUUAAGAGAAAAAUUGAAUGAAAUGUUCUCAUUGGUCGAUGACAACGACAUGGUAGGAUUAGUGAAGGUGGCCAAGGGUAUGGAUGAUUUUAACUUGGCCUUUGUGAUCCGUGCGAAUAGAUUAAGGUUUGGUGGAAGGGUUUCUGCUGCGUAUCACAUCUAUAAACAUGGUACAGAUCCACCUUCAGCAUAUAUAGACCAGGCUAAUGCAACAAUACGGUCCAACACAUAUACAGUAUCUAUGGGUCAAGAAGGUGAUACGAGGAUAAUAAUAUUCAAUGAUGAAAAUGGUGGGAACAGUGUGGUCUUAGAAAAGGACGGACGCGGUUUACUAUGUUCUUUCAGGGCUGGGGGUAGAAAGUAA
Leptosia nina is the source of this 2637-nucleotide messenger RNA. Lineage: Eukaryota; Metazoa; Arthropoda; Insecta; Lepidoptera; Pieridae. The record is from the annotation of a GenBank genome assembly.